GAUUAGCACUGGGCCAUACCUGACAUAAAGGAAACUACUCGUCGUUAUCUCUUUAUAUUUGCAAAAUUGAUAUUGAAUCGGAAUGUAUCGUGAUUAAAUGUUUUAAACAGGGUGAACGCCUUUACGGAUAAUUGGAGUAUGCACCAAUUUCGAGUUUAACAGGUUUAAGUAUCUUAUUUCGUAUAGCCGAAGUACUGAAACUUGAUUUUACAAAUGGAAAGUAGAUAUCAUUGAAAAAAUUAAAAUAAAUUUUCUUUAAAAGUCUCAAAACUCUUUAAAAUGAGAACAAAGCAAGGAUAGUGUGAUUACCGAACUGUUUGAUAUACGGGACUUAAGGUUGUUCGAGAAAUUGGGGAAAAAGAAUCAUACGACUUUACAAAAGGAAAUGUAAUAUACAACACAUGUGAACGUUGAUCUAUUGAAGUAUAUUUUUUCAUGCACAUUUUACUACCUGAAACGUCCAUCAAAGGAAUAUGCGAGUUCAUGACAACAAAUGGAAACCAGCGGAGUAAAUUACGUGUUUAAGUGUGUCAUUGUCGGGGACAGCCAUGUGGGGAAGACCACCCUGCUAGGGCGGUACAUGGGUGAACCCUCUACUUCCGGAAGGGUCAGCCCCGCCUCUGUGUCCAGGCAGCCAUUUGUCCAGAAACUGGUCCACACACGUGGCGGGAAAACGGUCGAGUUGAAGAUAUACGACACUCUGGGCCAGGAGCGAUACCGAAGUUUGACGCGGUCCUAUUUCCGUGACGCCCAGUGCUGUCUCGUUUGCUUUGACGUCAACAAUCCAAGCUCGUUCGAACAUUUAAUCGAGUGGAUGAAUGACAUAAACAAAUACAUCGGAGACAAUCAUGAAAGCAGAACAGCGAAGCUCAUUGUCGGCAUUGCCCGACAGACAAUGUCCUCUUACGACGUGCCCAACGGGUUGUGUCCGCGGACCAGUGUUCACUACUGUCAACCAGUAACGCAUGACCGCGCGGAACUUUUUGCCACUCAGUAUAACGUUCCGUACAAGUUUGUAAACAUACAUGAUGAUGAUGAUGUUGCGAUGUGUUUUGAAGCGGUUGUUGAACAGAAAGUACAGGAACUAGAUAAAGAGGAUGCAUGUUUAACUCUUGGGCAAGACUCUGUAGACUUGAGACCAGGAAGGAAUGGUCGUCAGUCAUCAUGUUGCUGAUCUACCAUUAUAUGGUAGUGGAUUUUUAAUAGUGAAGUUUUUUUCUGAACGAAUUAUUGAUGUUAUUGGCGACAUUUGUGUUUUUGGUGCUUUUUGGUGAACAAAUGCCGAAAUAUAACUCCACAUAUUCCGUAUUCUUACCGUUCGGUAAGCAUUUUAAUAUUGUGCUUCUCUGGAAUAAUUAUUAUUAUUUUUCAGUAACAUCAGGAACUCACUUACUGUAACAUGUGAACUCAGGUAAUGUUAGGAACUCACUUACAUGUUCUAUUAGGGCUUUUUCAUCAUGAUCAUCAUUAUGUGCUCAUUUAAAGCUGCAUUCUCACAGAUUUACCGUUUUGAAAACUUUGAAAAUAAUUGUCUUGGAAUAAGCCAAAUUUUGCGUAAAUGUCUGGAAACCAGUGAUACAAGACUGUUGACAAAAUAUCAGGUUCGGUUAUUUAUAUUAAUGUUUGACAAUUGCUAUUUUAUGGCCAAAUGCGUUACUAACGGUUUCAAAAAAAAAAGAGUUUUUCGGCAUUUUCAAAACAAUUGAGAUUUGUUAUAUUGUGAGUUAUCGUAUAUGACUGAAUUGAAGGUAUUGAUACUAAAAUCAGCUGAUUCUGAGACAAAAACUAAAAAAAUGUCAAAACUGUCAAUCUGUGAUAGGGUAGCUUUAAAACAGUAAUUAUAUAAUAUUGUAUUAUACAUUGAUCUCUCUCUGUGAUAUAGGGAUGACUUGUCGUUAGCAAUUUUCAGUCUCUGUGGUAUUUCGUGACAUUAGUUUAAACUUGUAUAUUUUACAACGAUUGUGAAACAAAGUUAUUACAGCAUUAUAUUAAUCACUCUCGUUGGCACGAUUUUACGCGAGAGUGCGGUCUUGUGUUGUUGGGGAAAGCGGAGUACCCGGAGGAAACCUAUUUGUCCAGCCUGGCGACCACAAACCAAACUCGCAUGCGCCCAGGGAGGGAAACGAACCCAGGCAGCCUAGCGCGUGCGUUAACCACUCCGCUAACCGGACAACCUUCGUAAUUACAUGAUAAACUAAAACUUAAACAUACAAUACUAGUUAUGAUGAAGAAAUGAAACAUAUUUGAAGUCAAAAUUUUACAGAUAUCGUAAUGCCUUUAUAGAGAAACAUUAGAAUAAUAAAAGUUGGUUAACUUACUAUUCUUUGAUACAGCAAUUUUAUUGAAAGUACUGUAUGACUGAUAUGUUAAAGAUGCACUCUUACUCCCAAAUAAGAUUUAACACAAUUUAUACAUAUGUUUUACCAUACCAGAAAGGAUGGAUAAAUGUCGAAAAGAAUGGUUUUAAUGGGGAUAGUAAGUAUGAUUUGAAGGAAAAGUGCAGAAAACACUGUAAUUCUACCCUAUGAGACGAUAGUAGAUCGCAGUAAAUCGUUUAGCACUCACCAAUCAUUUAAUAAUUUUGCGUUUUCAUAUAUUAAAUACACAAAUACAAUCUUGUUAUCAGUUAUUAAUAGUUUCCAUAAAUGCAUUAAUUAGUAAGUAUUAAGUAGUUAAAGGAUUCUUACUAACAAUUUAUGUUUGUUAUGCAUGUGUAUGUAUGAUUUUGAAUAAGAGUGUCACUUCAACAUUUAUAUUCAGAACAUAUCCAAUUUUGUAUUUGACUACGGUCAAUUUCAACAUUGUGCGUUUUACAAUUUAUUUAAGUGAUUCUGAUCUCGAACUAUUCCUAUUAAUUGUAAAAUUUAAAAUGUAAAAAAAAUCAAAAAAAAUCAUGAGAACUAAAAUAACAUUAUGUAUAAAUAACUCUGAAUGCUUCCAACUGCCAUGAUAGUUCAUUGACUCUGGCUCUCUACUAAGGCAUGGUAAACGUUGCAAUAUUCCAUGUCAAAUAUAUUGAUUCAAUAAAAAAUGUAUACGAACUAAAACAAAAUAUUUGUUUAAUAACUGCAAUUUAUUUAGUCAAUUAGAUUGAACAGGUAUUUUUUUAUCAUGUGUCAUACACAUUUGUCCAUUUUUAGGUUAAUAAAUAUUUUUGAGCCAAUAAAUUCUUUUUUUUUUCAACAAAUACUCUUUGAGAUCUAGACCAUAAGUAUGUUUUUAAUAAAUAUAUUGCAAUUAUAGAACACAUAUUUUCUUAGUUGAGUUCGUAUAUUUCUUUAUGCAAUAAAUAUAUUUGACAUAGAACAUUGCAAGGGUUUAUUACGCCAAACUCUCUUUGUAUUUAUGUGGCAACAAUUAAGCAUUCUUUUUUUUCACUGGCAAUUUACUUUUUAAAAAAAUGUAUUGUGAAAAAUUUUGUAAUGUAAGAAAUCUAUAUAUAUGAGCCAUUUCCACAACGCAGCACAUAAUCGGUUUCGUAGUAAACAGUUGGAUUGACGACUUCAAACUUAAAAAACGCUGAAAGAUAUUUCAUAACUAACUGGAAAAUUGAAACUCGGGUCAUUCGAAACAUCGGUUCCCUCGAGGUUUCAGCUCGGACCUCGGCGUCCUCGUGCGAAAGCAGUUUUACUGUAUGUAAUAUUAAUUUGUUAGCCUCUAUGUGAUAUUUUAGUUGAUAUGACCUCUUUUAUCCAUGUAUGCAUUGGAAUGAGGGAAAGUUGACCAGGGCAAGUAUUCAAUAUUUUUUUUGUAAUACUUUUUAUGUGAAGGCCAUGCUGGAAAUAAGUAGUAUGUCUGUAAUGAUUGUACACUUAGUAUGUAACCUUCGUUGAAUA
Molecule: messenger RNA, 3836 nt
Organism: Mya arenaria
Lineage: Eukaryota; Metazoa; Mollusca; Bivalvia; Myida; Myidae
Exons: 3
Coding region: 494-1174 (226 amino acids)
Molecular function (GO): GTP binding; GTPase activity
Source: RefSeq, a predicted model, not a curated record